AUGAGGAUUAAUACUACAAGGAUGACAACGCCAAUUGAAGAGAAGAUAGACCAGAAACUCAAAGUGAGAACUGGAAUGGUCACAGUUAGUGAUGGUAAAACUAGGCCCAUUCCUGUGCAAAUACAUUUGUCAAUGGAAGUGUUGAGAUUGCAGAAGGAGGAGCUUUUACCUCCUGAGACCAAACCACAGAAUGCAAAGGAGAGAAUGGUCCAGGUUAGAAGACAAAAAGUUGGUGGAUUAGGACUUAGCAUUAAAGGGGGAGCUGAACACAAACUACCCAUAUUGAUUUCCAGAAUUUACAAGAAUCAAGCAGCUGAUCAGACAGGUGAACUAUUCGUAGGGGAUGCUGUUAUUAAAGUUAAUGGAGAGUAUAUAACAGCUUGUCCUCAUGAUGAUGCUGUGAAUAUAUUACGUAAUGCUGGAGACUUAGUUGUCUUGACUGUGAAACACUAUAAGGCUGCCACACCUUUUUUACAAAAAGAUGAUAAAGACUCCCAACAAACUGACAUCAAUGAUGAAAAAGGUGCUUCAGAUGAGAGUUUGCUGUUGACAACAAACAGUACUAGUAGUAGACCAAGUUCAAUUUGCUCUGAACUAGAACCAGAGCUAAUGCAAACUCACUGGGUUGAUAUCAUAACAGUACCCUUGAUGAUGGCAUAUGUUACUAGGUAUAUAUUUGGAACUGAUAAAUUGAGACCAAAUGCCUUUGAAGUCAGGGGCCUGAAUGGGAUUAGUACUGGUAUCAUUCACUGUGAUGAUUCUGCUAUACUUUCACAGUGGCUGAAAUUCAUUACUGAUAAUAUCAUUGGAUUAACCAAUCUACAAAUGAAACUGUACAAUAGGAACUUCAGUGUUUCUGAUCGAAUAGAGUACAUGGGUUGGGUUAAUGAAGGGGUACUCAAUAAUAAUCACCCUUGGCAAAACUACAAACCCAGGUUUUUUGCUCUGAAGGGCACUGAUUUAAUGUUGUUUGAUUCACCACCUUUGAAUGUGACUGAUUGGAGCAAAUGUGCUCUCAUGUUCAAAGUGUAUCAGACAAUGUUUCGGGUUGUUAAAGAAUCCGAAAACGUCGAUGAACGGCAGCACUGUUUUCUUGUACAAACUUCUGGUCAAGAUUCCAGAUAUUUUUCUGUAGAAACAAGACAAGAACUAUUGAGAAUAGAAAACGCUUGGCACUGUUCUGUUUGUACAGCAGUCAUGAAAUUAGGGAAUAAAACUUUCACUGUCAGUAGCAAUGGGAAAACUGCUGGACUGACUUUGGACUGGAAUUUGGGAUUUUCUUUACAUGAAGGUGAUUCCAAAACACCAGUUUGGCAGUACAAAUUCUCACAGCUCAGAGGAUCAUCUGAUGAUGGAAAGUCCAAGUUGAAAUUGCAUUUUCAAGAUAUUGAAUCAAAAGCCAUCGAAACAAAGGAACUAGAAUGUUCAAUUCUACAAAGUCUGUUAUUUUGUAUGCAUGCAUUUUUAACAGCAAAGGUAGCAUCUGUAGAUCCAGGAUUUUUGUGUUCUAUGAUUCCAUAA
Molecule: messenger RNA, 1521 nt
Organism: Phaedon cochleariae (mustard beetle)
Lineage: Eukaryota; Metazoa; Arthropoda; Insecta; Coleoptera; Chrysomelidae
Source: the annotation of a GenBank genome assembly